UUUAUUCAGGUAAAGGGUUGUCUCCUCUGGCAAACUUCGGUCUUUCUGAACGCAUUUUGACGCAGUAUUGCAGAAACAAUCAAACGGAGGGAGAAAAAAUCCGAUUAACAGUUAGGUAUUCAACUUUCUACUCCCUUUAGCACGUAGUGAGUAAGUAUUAUUCGCCAUAUAUCAGGUAAGAGGCAAAUUUUAUUCGGUAGACUAAAAUUCGUUCAGGUUUGGUAGGCAAACAUGUACAAACUGUUUGACGUCCAUGUAUUCCAGCUAUAUUAGCAUAAUACCAAUAAUACAGUAGGUACAUUCCGCAGCAACUUUAUGCUGUUUACACACUUAUCACCUCACCGAUUAGGCUUUAUCAUUUAUACCACUAUUUUUUUCUUGAAUUAUCACACCAAUACCACCCCGAAAGGGCUAUCAAUCCAGCAAAAUAAUCAGCAGUACACAGUUCAUUUCAGCCUAGUGUGAAGAUAAGUGACUUUACCACACGGUCCGCUCAAUUAGGAUUUGAACUGUUACGUGCAUCUUAGAGAAGAUGUCACUGUCGAAACCAAUUUACACGCUGCUGGGGUCGUAUUUUGAACAACUGUUCGAUCACCCAGUAAGAACGAAGGCAAUUACAAGCUGCGUCAUUGCAACCUCGGCUAACUAUUGCUCCCAAAAGAUUGCUGGUGCAAAGAAGGCCAAUAGCAACACGUUGGUGGCCUAUGGUUUGUUUGGUUUAAUUUUCACCGGUCCUCUGUCGCAUUAUUUCUAUAAAUGGCUGGAGCGAGUUACCGAAGAUCGUCGCUUCAAGCAGUUGCUGAUGCUGCUCGGGGAGCGAGCCAUCUUUGCUCCGGCUAUUACUGCCCUAUCGCUUUAUUUCAUCACCCGUUUCGAGGGCAAAAGCCAUGAAGAUGGAUGCAAUAAUAUGAACGAUUUGUAUAAGCUGAUUUUGGUGAACAACUGGAAGUAUCUGACGCUACCUGUGCUGAUAAACUUUAAAUUUGUGCCGCCGAUGUUACGCGUUCUUGUCGCAAACAUCAUCGGCUUCUGCUGGAUAGUCUUCCUAUCGGCUAAGCGCCGAAAGGCCGAACUCCGUCGCCGACAGGCGGAGGAGCAGAGAAACACCUGAGUAGCGGUGAACGUCUCUUUCUGGCCUUUCGCGGUAUUGACGGGGAAGCGCCGCAAUGAUGACGACGAUGUUGACAAUUACGUGGCACCGGAAAAACCUACGUCCUACGAAAAGCUGGCAGGGGGCAUAGUGUAAUGGAUCGUGUGAAGAGAAAACACCGGAGUGGAGGUCUGCGCGACCGAAUUAACAAAAGGUAAACCAAGAUUCGCGCAGCUUAGUUCGUGCAACACAGUCAAAUGAAAAGCAGAACAAUAGCAACAAAAAGAUAACAUUUAGUAAAUUUGCAUAAUGCCAGCAAACACUAACAAAUAAAUACCAGCCUUUUUAAAUUUCGCAUAUAAGACACGCGCGCGUUCGACAGCUAUCGGAAAACCAGAAAAAAUAUAAUAUUAGCAACAUAGGAUACAUUUAAAAUUAUAGACUUGUUCAGCAUUUAAGAAAAUUUUGCUUCCGUACAUGGAGAAAUAAUGCAAUAAUAUUUGUGAGAGGAUAUCCAGUUCAGUUAUUAGCGUUCCAUUUAGGUAAGGGAGGUUCAAGACUUUUUUCUCUGUUAAAUCUUUUGUUCUCGGAUGUAAGUUAUCAUGGGUAAAAAUAUAGCAUUUUUAUAUCACAGUACAA
Wyeomyia smithii (pitcher-plant mosquito) is the source of this 1729-nucleotide messenger RNA. RefSeq names its product PXMP2/4 family protein 3. The transcript is spliced from 4 exons. Gene Ontology annotation, cellular component: cytoplasm; membrane. The coding region runs from base 533 to 1111 and encodes 192 amino acids. Lineage: Eukaryota; Metazoa; Arthropoda; Insecta; Diptera; Culicidae. The record is from RefSeq and is a predicted model, not a curated record.